This is a messenger RNA of Myodes glareolus (Bank vole), 7675 nucleotides long. It is a transcript of the gene Marf1, whose product is annotated as meiosis regulator and mRNA stability factor 1. Gene Ontology annotation, cellular component: peroxisome; cytoplasm. NCBI's taxonomy places the organism in Eukaryota, Metazoa, Chordata, Mammalia, Rodentia, Cricetidae. Gene Ontology annotation, molecular function: RNA binding; RNA nuclease activity; CCR4-NOT complex binding. The record is from RefSeq and is a predicted model, not a curated record. Gene Ontology annotation, biological process: regulation of gene expression.
AAGUGAAGGGUGCGCUUGGCGGCGGCGGCGGGAGCUGCGGAGUCGGGAAUCAAAACAAAGGGCCUGGGGGGCGGGGGGGAAGGCGGCGGGGUCGGAAUGUGAGCGGAGAAGGAGCUGGCGGCUAAGGGUGGAAGAAUGACGGAAAAGAAAGAUGAAAGAAUGUUGAACCACAUUGUCUGGCUAUGUGAUGGAAGGGAACAGAACUGAGAACCCUUGCAGCAGAACACUUGGAUGGCUUCACCAAGAUAAGGAUGCUAAGCCUUGGCUUUGGAAAUUCUCUGGUUGUUUUUCUCAUCCUGAUCAAACGUUGCCUCUUAAUCCCCAAACGAAAGAGUACAUGGAGAACAAGAAAGCUGCGGUGGAGUUAAAGGAUAUACCAUCUCCUCUUCAUGUUGGCUCUAAACUUUUCCCAGCAGUUCCACUUCCUGAUAUUCAUUCCCUUCAGCAACCAAAAGUACAGCUCUCAGCUGUUCCCAAAGUAAGCUGCUGUGUUCAUUGCCCUAAUGAACCCUCCACUUCCCCCAUGCGUUUUGGUGGUGGUGGUGGCAGUAGUGGAGGUUCUGGGAGCUUGAUUCACACAGGCUCGCUCUUAGACUCACCAAGCGCCAGAACAGUCACGUGUCAAGUAGGGUCAGGGUUUGCUUUCCAGUCUGUGUCUUCACUGCAGAAUGCCUCUACUAGGAACAACUUGGUGGGCCUUGCGAAUGACUUUCCCAGCAUGUGUGUAGAGAGUAGCCUACCUUCCUGCAAGCAUCUACCAUGUUGUGGGAAGCUCCACUUUCAGUCAUGUCAUAGUAACAUACACAAGCUGCAUCAGUUCCCGACUCUCCAGGGCUGCACCUCUGCUGGCUAUUUCCCCUGUUCUGAUUUCCCGAGUGGGGUUCGCGGGCGUUUGGAAGAUCGCCUUUCCCAGUCAGAGCUCACAUCUCACUUGUGCACCAAUUCUCUUCACCUAAAUGUGGCACCUCCAGUUUGUUUAAAGGGCUCACUUUACUGUGAAGACUGUCUAAACAAGUCAGGAAGAAAUAGUAUAAUUGAUGCUGCUAAAAUCUGGCCGAAUAUACCACCUCCAAGUACUCAAUCUGCACCUGGAGCUAUCCCUCUGUGUAAUGGCUGUGGAACAAAAGGGAUGGAGAAGGAGACCUCACUGUUGGCAACCACUCUAGGCAAAGCUCCUUCAAAAUUUGGGUCACCAGAAGUUGCAGUCGCUGGACAGGUGCUGGAGACCCUACCCCCCAUUGGCGUUUUCUGGGAUAUUGAAAAUUGCUCAGUCCCCUCUGGCCGGUCAGCAACGACUGUUGUACAGAGAAUUCGUGAGAAGUUUUUUAGAGGACACAGAGAAGCAGAGUUUAUCUGUGUGUGUGACAUCAGUAAAGAAAACAAGGAAGUUAUUCAGGAACUAAAUAAUUGCCAGGUAACUGUUGCUCACAUAAACGCUACUGCAAAGAAUGCUGCUGAUGACAAGCUCCGUCAGAGUCUUCGAAGGUUUGCAAAUACGCAUACUGCUCCCGCUACUGUGGUUCUUGUAUCAACUGAUGUCAAUUUUGCACUGGAACUCAGUGACCUGAGGCACAGGCACGGUUUCCACAUCAUUUUGGUGCAUAAAAACCAAGCCUCUGAAGCCUUGCUGCAUCAUGCUAACGAGCUGAUCAGAUUUGAAGAAUUCAUUUCUGAUUUACCCCCCAGGUUACCACUGAAGAUCCCUUGCCACACUUUGCUCUAUGUGUAUAACCUACCAGCAAAUAAAGACGGCAAGAGCAUCAGCAACAGGCUUAGGCGCCUGUCUGAUAACUGCGGUGGCAAAGUGCUGAGUAUAUCAGGCUGCAGUGCAAUUCUCCGCUUCAUAAACCAGGACAGUGCAGAGCGGGCCCAGAAGCGAAUGGAAAAUGAAGAUGUCUUUGGUAACAGGAUCAUUGUGUCAUUUACUCCAAAACAUAGAGAGUUCCUUGAAACCAAGAACUCAAAUGCAAUUGCCGAUAAGGCGAAGUCUCCCAAAAAAAUUAAGAACUCAAAAUUGUGCCUCAUCAAAGACACAAGUGAACAGUCACCCAAUGCCAAAGCCAUGCCUGGCAAAGGGUUGCAGGCAAAUUCUGGAUCUGCUACAAAAAACACAAACAUUAAAAGUUUACAGGAGCUAUGCCGAAUGGAGUCAAAGACUGGCAGCAGAAACGGCGAGCACCAGCAAGGCCAUGGGAGGUUGGCAGCACUGCCUGAUGGUGGCCUAAGCACUUCAGUGCCCACUCUGAAGAACACAGGCAUGAUGGAGCCACUUUACAGAAGCAAUCAGAAAAAAGAGAAUGUCAGUUCCCAGAGUGCUGCCAGCUCUCCUGUAGAGAAGAAGGAGAGAGAGGAGACUGUCUUCCAAGUGAGCUACCCAUCUGCAUUCAGCAAGCUGAUCGCCUCAAGGCAAGUCAGCCCUCUGCUCAUCUCUCAGUCUUGGUCUCCGAGGAGUAUGUCUCCAAACCUUUUAAACAGAGCUUCGCCACUUGCUUUCAAUGUUGCCAGUCCCAGCAGCAGUGCUGACUGCCCAGACCCGUUUGCGAAUGGUGUUGACAUCCAGGUCAGCAAUGUGGACUAUAGGCUGUCCCGGAAGGAGCUGCAGCAGCUCCUCCAGGAGGCCUUUUCCAGGCACGGCCAGGUCAAGAGUAUUGAGCUCAGUCCUCAUACCGAUUACCAGCUCAAGGCCAUUGUGCAGAUGGGAAACCUGCAAGAAGCAAUCUGUGCAGUGAACAGCCUCCAUAGGCACAAGAUUGGCAGCAAGAAAAUUCUGGUCUCAUUCUCUGUGGGAACUGCCAACAAAUCACUUUCUUUGCUAAGCACAGAAACAGUCUCUGUUCUUCAGGACGCUCCCGCCUGCUGUUUGCCUCUCUUUAAAUUUAUAGACACCUAUGAAAAGAAGUAUGGACACAAGUUAAAUGUGUCUGAUUUAUAUAAAUUAACAGACACAAUUGCAAUCCGUGAGCAGGGAAAUGGGCGGCUGGUGUGUCUCUUACCCAGCAGCCAGGCCCGCCAGAGCCCCCUGGGCUCUUCCCAGUCACUUGAUGGCUCCUCCACGAACUGCAGCCCAGUUCUUUUUGAAGAGUUGGAAUAUCAUGAACCUGUCUGCAGGCAGCACUACUCUAACAAGGACUUCAGUGAACAUGAAUUUGAUCCAGACUCUUACAAGAUCCCUUUUGUGGUCCUUUCUUUGAAAGCGUUUGCACCUCAAGUUCAUAGUCUUCUCCAGACCCAUGAGGGCGCUGUGCCUUUGCUAAGCUUUCCAGAUUGCUAUGCUGCGGAGUUUGGUGACCUAGAAAUCGUGCAAGACAGCCCCAGGGGUGUCCCUUUAGAGCACUUCAUCACCUGCAUUCCAGGAGUGAACAUUGCCAGUGCUCAGAAUGGUGUCAAAGUAGUGAAGUGGAUUCACAACAAGCCCCCACCUCCCAACACUGACCCUUGGCUUCUGCGUUCUAAAAGUCCUGUGGGUAAUCCCCAGCUGAUCCAAUUCGGUAGAGAAGUAAUUGAUUUACUGAAGAAUCAACCGUCUUGUAUACUACCAAUUAGCAAUUUUAUCCCUUCAUACCAUCACCAUUUUGCAAAGCAGUGUCGAGUUUCAGAUUAUGGCUAUUCCAAGCUGAUUGAACUAUUAGAAGCAGUGCCUCACGUGUUACAGAUUCUUGGAAUGGGCUCCAAACGUCUGCUGACCCUCACUCAUAGGGCCCAGGUGAAGCGCUUUACUCAGGAUUUACUAAAACUUCUCAAGUCCCAGGCCAGCAAGCAGGUCAUUGUGAGAGAGUUCUCACAGGCUUAUCAUUGGUGUUUCUCAAGGGACUGGGAUGUCACAGAAUAUGGUGUAUGUGAAUUGAUUGAUAUCAUAUCAGAGAUCCCAGACACAACCAUCUGCUUGUCCCAACAAGAUGAUGACAUGGUCAUUUAUAUCCGUAAAAGAGAACGAACUCAGGAUGAGAUCGAGAGGACAAAGCAGUUCUCCAAGGAUGUUGUGGACCUGCUGCGCCACCAGCCCCACUUCCGGAUGCCAUUUAACAAGUUCAUUCCCUCUUACCACCACCACUUUGGCAGACAGUGCAAGCUUGCAUACUAUGGAUUUACCAAGCUCCUUGAACUUUUGGAAGCCAUACCUGAGAUUUUACAAGUAUUGGAAUGUGGAGAAGAGAAAAUCCUGACUUUGACUGAAGUGGAGAGGUUUAAAGCUCUAGCUGCCCAGUUUGUUAAGCUUCUGCGGUCCCAAAAGGAUAAUUGCCUUAUGAUGACAGAUCUGCUCACAGAAUAUGCUAAAACUUUUGGUUAUACAUUUCGUCUACAAGACUAUGAUGUCAGUUCGGUCUCUGCUUUGACACAAAAACUCUGCCAUGUUGUAAAGGUUGCUGACCUGGAGUCUGGCAAACAGAUCCAGCUGAUCAACAGGAAGUCUCUGCGGUCUCUCACUGCCCAGUUGCUGGUGUUGUUGAUGUCUUGGGAAGGAGAUGCCUAUCUUUCUGUUGAUGAGCUCAGGAGACAUUAUGAAACCACCCACAGUACUCCUCUCAACCCCUGCGAAUAUGGAUUCAUGACCUUGACUGAGCUACUGAAGAGUCUGCCUUACUUAGUGGAGGUGUUUAUGAAUGAUAAGGCAGAAGAGUAUGUGAAGCUCACAAGCCUAUACUUGUUUGCAAAGAAUGUACGGUCUUUGCUUCACACCUAUCACUACCAGCAGAUUUUCCUUCAUGAAUUUUCCAUGGCCUAUACCAAGUAUGUUGGAGAAACACUGCAGCCCAAAACAUAUGGCUACAAUAGUGUGGAGGAGCUACUGGGAGCCAUCCCACAGGUGGUCUGGAUUAAAGGACAUGGUCAUAAGAGAAUUGUAGUAUUAAAAAAUGACAUGAAAAAUCGGGUAAGCUCCCUUGGUCUGUUCCCUGCCAGUCAUGAAGACCAGCCUGCCGUCAGCAUGCAGAUCCUGGAGGUGCCAGAAUCCUGUGUAGCAUCAGAACUCCAGCUCAGAACAGGUACUAGGUACUGGAAGAAAAGCAACAAAGUAGGCAAAGCCUUAAAGUUCCAGGAGGAGGAUUGGGGGCCCAGCCAGAUGGAGCAGGAGCUUCUGCACUUGGCCAACAGCUCCCCUGUUGACCUCCUCUGUGCUCCUGUCCCUUCCUGCCUGCCGUCCCCUCAGCUAACUCCAGAUCCUGUCAUCCUGCAGCCCGCUGAUCUCAUUCAGUUUGAAGAACGUCCUCAAGAGCUUCUGGAAACUGUAGUUUUAAGCCAAGAAGAAAAAGCUGAGAUUCCAGCACCAGUGAAGAAGGGGGGGCUCCCGCCCUGCGACUCCUGCUCGCCCUGCAGCCCAGCAUCUGUCCCCACUCCUCCAAGUCCCUCUUUGGAAGCCCAUGAACCACUGUUCAGCAAGGACACAGUGGAAAGCCCAGCCAAAAAGCAGCCCAAAAAUAGAGUCAAAUUGGCAGCCAACUUUUCUUUUGCACGUAUAACCAAACUUUAACUCCCAUUUGAACACACAAUUUCGUUAGGAUGGGAAAAACUGACUCUACACACAAAAAUGGGCUUAAAAACCUCAUUUUCUGUCUUGACCCCAGAAGCCAUUUUUAUAGACAGUCCGUAGGGUGAUGUUCCUUUUGAACUUUCAGAUGAACUUUUUCUUUAUUUUUCCAAGUUAUUUGACAGAACUCUGGCCUUCAUUAAGGAAUCCAUAAUAUAUUUACCAAAUGUUUCUAAACUAUUGUGAAAUGUGGUGGGAGGGAGUAAGCAGCAGUUACUCAGCAGGAAGUGGAUUAACUCCCACUGAGCAGCCUCUGUCCUCUGCUUAAGCAAAUGGCCUUGUGGUUGUUGGAGAAGCCAAGCAUGUCCAGGAACCUGUGGGUCACACACACGGGGACGAAUGAGUGGUAGGAGAGCCAUUUUCAGGCUGACAUAGGAAGGUUCCUGGUUUCCAGGUGACUUCUUGGUGUGCCUUGUUUUUUAUUUUACUAUGUCUGUGGUUGACCAGUGUGGCUUCAUCCCAAUUUUUUUUUUUUAAUGUUUCCAUUUGAGAAUUCCAUUUAGGAGCUUUCUAGAAAAUUGUUUCAUGCUUCCCUUUUCUGUUCCAGUUUGCUAAGGAUCAGGUUUAGGAAAGGAGAUGGUCUUGGUGUCAUGCAUUUAAAGUCAGCAUUUGAGUGACGGCACACAUUACUAUGUGUUGAGAGGUGGUGUUGGAAAGAGUCUGAUUUUUUUAAACUAUGCAUCAGAUGCAUAAAUUGUAAAUCAGCCGAGUAGUGAGGUGCUUCAAAAGGAGUGGAGUUGAUACUAUCUCCUCUAGAAAGAGACUGGAGUUCUAUCUAUAAUGUGAAGGCCAAGGUUGAUCAGCCUAACCUUGUUUUUGUAAUUUUAAAGUCAGCUGUAAAGCUGGGAAGCUCUCGAUGUGAAGAUGUGUGUCCAUGUUAGUUUGUCUUGUCUUUUAAUAGUGUCUGGUUUUACUGUUACUUCUCGCUAUUGGAAGCUUUUUUUUUUUUUUUUUUUUUUUUGUGGUGUCUGAUGUUGGCAUUUGGGAAAAGCCAGCCUUUGUGGGCACCGCCCUGCGGAAUGACCUUCUCUCUGGGUGCCUGAGGUGUCCGCUCAUGAGUGGCCUCUCACCCCUUCUGGAGAGACCUGACAUUUACAAUGGAUUGUAUUUGUUGGGCAAAAAAGGCGGAUCCAUUCAUAGAACAGAAAGAACCUGUUGGCAACAGUCUUCCUCUAGUUAGAUCGUUUCUUUGGUGGGAAAUGUUCAUAUUUUGUUUUUUUCUAGAAAGCCAGAAAAUGGAUUCUGAUUUCAUAACCAGCAGUUUGAUAAAAUGUCACAAAAUUAAAAGCUCUGGAGAGAUUUUUUUUUUAAAACCAAUUGGAUUUUUGUUGCCAAAAUCUUUUAAAUGAAGCCAGUGAUUCCCAGUUCUCAGUACAAAAUGGAGCUGCACUAGAAACGCUCUCUACAGGCUUGCCACACUCUGUGCAAAGCCUCAAGGUACUUCCGUGCGGGCCUGGCCUGGCAACACUUGCACUGCAGAUCUAGCACACGGAAGUACAACGGCACAUGUGCAAUUUCUUUAAGGCUUUUAAGCAAUGUAAUAAAGUUAGUGUUGAGAACAUGGGCUGCCUUAAUCACAGACAUCCUAAGGGUAAGCUCGCCUGCUCAAACUUCAGGUUUGCAAGUGUAGAAGGGAUUAGGUACUUUGAAAACACCAGGUGUCACUAAAGUCACUUGGAGCCAUCUCAGCCAUCAGUUUGUUCUGUGGGCAGCAAAGAAUAAUUGUGCACAGUAAAUGGGCGUUUCUUUGCCAUUUGCUGGAGUUGCCCAUGCGUCUGGGAUGCGUGUAACGAACCACUGCUGCUUAAAGAUGUGGAAGCUCAUUGAGUCUGUGAUAUGCCAACCUCCAGUGACCAUCCAGUCACUAUUUCUUUCUCCAGAGGCUUAGAUGCUGCUGCUGUGAUGUAUGGAGAUGACAAGACACUCUGGGUGGAAAGAUGUACCAGAUUAGAUUUAUCUGUUAAGAAGAAAAAAGUUACCACCAAAAUCCCCUUUCCCACCCUGCACUGUUUGCUUUUGAUCAGACUUCGGGGACAAGAUGUUUUCCUCAACUGUCUACUUUGUUUGAACUCCCCCCCCCCCCCGUGGUUCAAGUGCUGUUUGUGUGUUGGGACCAAACAGUUGUCAAUAAACUUUAUGAGCAAGCACCUA